This is a messenger RNA of Lobosporangium transversale, 927 nucleotides long. RefSeq lists its product as hypothetical. The transcript has 8 exons. The coding region runs from base 1 to 708 and encodes 235 amino acids. The record is from RefSeq and is a predicted model, not a curated record. NCBI's taxonomy places the organism in Eukaryota, Fungi, Mortierellomycota, Mortierellomycetes, Mortierellales, Mortierellaceae.
AUGGAAUCAAAAGCAAGCAAUUGGCGAUCCUAUCCUUUUCCCCGAUUCAUGACAAAACGCACAAGCCAGCCUGAAACAUGGUCUGUGCCAUCCGAAACGCUUGAAAUAAGCGUUGCAGUUGGGGCGAGGACAUUUAGCACAAGUGUAAUACUCUUGAACGUCUACAACUUCGUAUCCAAGGGACCUCGCCUGUUUGAGGAAAAACCAUCAUACCACCAAACAAUUCCUCUGUCUGUGACGAGACGAUGGAUAUCCUGCCCUUCCGAGCCAGGUUAUUUGCCACAUAUCCACUUUCAGUUACUAACUCACCAGCAAGCAGUUGACCACUCUGCCGUGCUCCACUUUCCGUCUACUUCCUACCGCGAACUAAAUAAGGAACGUGCUAAAAAAGUACCAGUGUAUAUUGGACAGAUGUCUUUUCUGGGCCUGCGCUCAUUCAAACAGGAAAUAAACAUGCUAACAAACCUAAAGAUUGAUCUAAUAUGGGGCAGUAAUAAUGAGAACAGCAGAGAUGAUGAAAGGAUGGCAAUGCAGAUGAUGGAAACAAGAGAUGAUUGGUGUUGCCUUAACGCUCUGAUCGUUGUUGAUAACGAGCUCCUAAACUUUAAGCUUGACGUGUAUGUCGCCUGGGACCAUGGAACGGAGAAAUGUGAUAUUGUCACUUUUCUCCGAGGUUUGAUCGGUUUCUCUGCAAGCAUGAUCCAGUAAAUAUUAUCAAUCAUCUCCUUGAAUGAUGCUUGCUUGAUCGGAUGCUCCUCUGAUGUGACCUGGACUGGCUUGUCGGGCCCCAACACAAAACUUAUGGGUGGAAAGAUAGGAAUAAACAAUAGAAACAACUUGCCACUUGCUUGAGAAAAUUCUGAUGAUGCAGCUGCGGCAAUCCGCUUGGUGUGCUCACUUCUCCUUGCUCAGGUUUAUUGAAUAGCG